AUGGACCCCGUUAGCCUCCAGCUGGGCACCAAGAACCUGUGGAGCUUGCUCGUGAGGCUGCUCAGCAAAGACCCACAAUGGCUAAAUGCCAAGGUGAAGUUCUUCCUCCCCAAGAUGGACCUGAGCUCCAGGAACAAGGCCGAGGAUGCCACGCAGGGUGUCAUGCUACAGCUCAACAGACUGCACACUCAAGGUCAGGCCACUUGGCAGGCGUUCAUCCACUGUGUGUGCAUGGAACUUGACGUGCCGCUGGACCUGGAGGUGCCGCUGCUGAGCACUUGGGGCCAUGGAGACGGGUUCCCCAGCCAGCUGGAAACUGGUGAAGAAAGCCAACCUGAAUCUCAGCUCCACCACGGCCUCAAGCGGCCUCAUCAGAGCUGUGGGUCCUCACCCCGCCCGAAGCAGUGUAGGAAGCAGCAGCUAGAGCUGGCCAAGAGGUACCUGCAGCUGCUGAGGAGUUCUGCCCAGCAGCGCUAUGGCAGCAGGACGCGCCGGCCAGGGCAACCCCUUGCCUUCCACCAGGCCUAUAUCCCGCCAAUCCUGCAGUGGAGCCGGGCCACAGCACCCUUCAACACUCAGGAGGGGGCCAUCCUGGGGGACCCCAAGGCAGAAGAUGGCACUGAGGCGAGCAUCCUGGACCUCUUCAACACCAAGGCCGACAAGGGUCCGAGGGUGACGGUGCUCCUGGGGAAGGCGGGCAUGGGCAAGACCACACUGGCCCACCGGCUCUGCCAGAAGUGGGCUGACGGCCAGCUGGACCGCUUCCAGGCCCUGUUCCUUUUUGAAUUCCGCCAGCUCAACCUGAUCACAGAGUUCCUGACGCUGCCCCAGCUUCUUUUUGAUCUGUACCUGAGCCCCGAGGCAGGCCCCGACUUGGUCUUCCAGUACCUGGAGGAGAAUGCUAAGGGAGUCCUGCUGAUCUUUGACGGACUGGACCAGGCCCUCCACCCCCAUUCCAGCAAGGACACUGCAGGUCCUGAGGCCCCAAGUCCAGCCCUUGCCCUCUUCUCCGGACUCUGCAAAGGGACCCUCCUGCCUGGCUGCUGGGUAUUGGCCACCUCCCGUCCAGGGAAGCUGCCCGACUGUCUGCCCACAGAGGCGGCCAUGGUCCACAUGUGGGGCUUUGACAGGCCGCGGGUGGAGGAGUACGUGGGCCGCUUCUUCAGUAACCAGCCGUGGCAGGAGGCAGCCCUGGCAGAGCUGAGGGAAAACAGACAUCUCCAGAGCAUGUGCGCGGUGCCCGCAGUAUGCCAAGUCACCUGCCUCUGCCUCUACCAUCUGCUCCCAAGCAGCUCUCCAGGCCAAUCUGCGGCCCUUCUGCCCACCGUGACUCAGAACUAUGUGCAGAUGGUAUCUACCCUCGGCCCCCGUGGGCACCUGCUUCCUGAGUCCCUGCUGGGCCUCAGCGAGGUGGCCCUGAGGGGUCUGGAGACCGGGAAGGUUAUCUUCUCUGUAGGAGACAUCCCUCCCCCCAUGAUGGCCUUUGGGGCUGCCCUCGGCUUGUUGACCUCCUUCUGCAUCUGCACAGGCCCUGGGCACCAGGAGACAGGCUAUGCCUUCACCCACCUCAGCCUGCAGGAGUUUUUUGCCGCCUUGCACCUGAUGGCCAGCCCCGAGGUGGACAAAAAUGCACUUGCCCACUAUGUCACCCUCAGUUCUCGCUGGGUGCUGCGGACCAAAGCUAGACUGGGCCUCUUAGACCACCUCCCCACCUUCCUGGCUGGGCUGGCGUCCCGCGCCUGCUGUCCCUUCCUCAGCCACGUGGCACAGAGGGACGAGGUGUGGGUGGGUGCCAGGCAGGCUGAGGUGAUGCAGGCCUUGAGGAAGUUGGCCACCCGCAGGCUCACGGGACCGAAGGUUGUGGCACUCUGUCACUGCGUGGGUGAGACCCAGGAGCCUGAGCUGGCCAGCCUCAUGGCCCAAAGCCUCCCCUGUCACCUGUCCUUCCACAAUUUCCCACUGACCUAUGCUGACCUGGCUUCCCUGAACAACAUCCUGGGGCACAGGAAUGCCCCCAUCCAGCUGGAUUUUGAAGGCUGCCCCCUGGAGCCCCACUGCCCUGAGGCCCUGGCAGGCUGUAAGCAGGUAGAGAAUCUCAGCUUUAAGAGCAGGAAGUGUGGGGACGCCUUUGCAGAAGCCCUCUCCAGGAGCCUGCCGACAAUGGGGAGCCUGAAGAAGCUGGGGUUAGCGGGAAGUAAGAUCACUGCCCAAGGCAUCGGCCGCCUGGUGCAGGCUUUGCCCCUCUGUCCACAGCUGGAAGAGGUCAGUUUUCAGGAUAACCAGCUCAAGGACGGGGUGUUGCUGAACAUUGUGGAGGUGCUUCCUUGUUUGCCGCGGCUCCAGAAGCUUGACCUGAGCCGCAACAGUGUCUCCAUGUCAACCUUACUCUGCUUGACAAAGGUAGCAAUCACAAGCCCUGCUGUCAGGAUGCUGCAGGUCAGGGAGGCGGACCUCAUCUUCCUUCUUUCCCCGCCCACGGAGACAGCUGCAGAACUUCAAGGGGCAUCAGACCUACAGGGAAGUGCCAGCCAGAGGAAAGAGGCUCAGAGCAGAAGCCUGGCACUCAGGCUUCAGCAGUGUCAGCUCAGGGUCCAUGACGUGCAGGAACUCAUAACCCAGCUCCAGGAAGGCCCCCACCUGGACAAAGUGGACCUCUCAGGGAACCAGCUGGACAAUGAAGGCUGUCGGCUGAUGGCAGAGGCUGCAGCCCAGCUGGACAUCACCAGGAAUCUGGACCUCAGCGACAACGGGCUGUCUGUGGAUGGGGUGUAUGGUGUCCUGAGCGCAGUGAGCAUGUGCCAGACCCUCACAGAGUUACACAUCAGCCUGCUGCACAAAACCGUGGUCCUCACGUUUGCCCCGAAGCAGGAGGAACAGGGAGGGAUCCAGGAGAGGGCUGCACUCCAUGACGGCCUUAUGCGGCAGAUGCCCUGUGAGCUGCCCCCGCACUCCACAAGGAUCAGGCUGACACACUGUGGCUUGCAAGCCAAGCACCUAGCACAGCUCUGCAGGGCACUGGGAGGAAGCUGUCACCUCAGUCACCUUGACUUCUCAGGCAACGCUCUGGGGGACGAAGGCGCGGCCCAGCUGGCUCAGCUGCUCCCAGGGUUGGGCACUCUACAGUCCUUGAACCUCAGUGAGAACGGCUUGUCGCUGGAUUCGGUGUUCAUUUUGACCCAGUGCUUCUCAACUCUGCAGUGGCUUUUCCACCUGGAAGUCAACUCUGAGAGCCAGCACGUCGUCCUGAGAGGUGACAGAAGAGGCAGGGAUCAGUUGGCUGGUGGACCUUUGCCAGAGUUCCCAGCAGGAGCCCAUUUCUCCGCGUUUGAUCAGCACUGCAUCCUCAGGAGCGUCUGCCUCCGGCAGUGUCUGCUGGAGCCCUUGAGCCUCACCCACCUCUGUGAGACUCUGGAGAAGUGCCCGGGGCCUCUGGAAGUCAAGUUGUCCUGUGAGGUCCUGAGUGACCAGAGCCUGGAGACCCUGCUGAACCACUUGCCCCGGAUCCCCCAGCUAAGCCUGCUGCAGCUGAGUGAGACAAGGCUGUCCCCAAGGAGCCCCCUCCUGCUGGCCGACCUCUUCAGCCUGUGCCCGCAGGUUCAGAAGGUGGAUCUCAGGUCCCUGUAUCACACAACCCUGCACUUCAGGUCUAGCGAGGAGCAGAAAGGCGAGUACUGUGGCCUCUCUGCAAACCUGCUGGGUGAUGACGGGCUCCAGUGCCUACUGGAAUGUCUGCCUCAGUUGCCCAUCUCCGCUUCUCUUGAUCUGAGUCACAACAGCAUCUCCGUGGAAGGUGCUCUGUGCCUGGUGAAGACUCUCCCCUCCUGCCCACGUGUCCGGGAGGCCUCCGUGAACCUGGGCUCUGAGCAAAGCUUCUGGAUCCACUUCUCCCGAGAGGAGGAGGCUGGGAAGACAUUACGGCUGAGCCAGUGCAGUUUCAGGCCAGAGCAUGUACCCAGACUGGCCACCGGCCUGAACCAGGGCCUGAAGCCUACAGCGCUCACGCUGACCCAGUGCUGCCUGGGCCUGAAGCAGCUGACUGUUCUCCUGAGUCUGGUGAGGUGGCCUGUGGGACUGUUCAAUCUCAGGGUGGAGGAACCAUGGGUAGGCAAAGCCGGGGUCCUCGCCCUGCUGGAAGUUUGCACCCAGGCCUCAGGCAACAUCACGGAAAUCAGCAUUGCCGAGGCCCAGCAGCAACUCUGUCUCCAGCUGGAGUUUCCCCGCCAGGAGAACCCAGAGGCCGUGGCCCUCAGGUUGGCUCAUUGUGACCUUGGGACCCACCACAAUCUUCUUGUCUGGCAGCUGAUGGAGACAUGUGCCAGGCUGCGGCAGCUCAGCUUGUCCCAGGUGAACCUCUGCGACACCAGCUCCCUGCUGCUGCAGAGCCUCCUGCCGUCCCUCUCUGAGCUGAAGACAUUCCGGCUGACCUGCAGCUGUGUGAGGUCCGAGGGUCUGGCCCACCUGACAUCCGGUCUGAGCCACUGCCUCCACCUGGAGGAGCUGGACUUGUCCAACAAUCAAUUUGGCGAGGAGGGCACCAGAGUGCUGAUGGGGGUCCUCGAGGGCAAGUGCUGGCUGAAGAGGCUGGACCUCAGCCAUCUCCCACUGGGCGGCUCCAUCCUGGCCGUGCUCACUCAAAGACUGAGACACAUGACCCUCCUGCAGAGCCUCCGUCUGAGCAGGAACGGUGUUUGUGAUGUCGGCUGCCACCCGCUUUCCGAGGCUCUCAGAGCUGCCACCAGCUUGGAGGAGCUGGACUUGAGCCACAACCAGAUUGGAGACACCGGUGCCCAGCUCUUAGCUGCCGUCCUACCGUGGCUGCCGGAGCUCAGGAAGAUAGACCUCUCAGGAAAUGGCAUUGGCCCAGCUGGGGGAGCGCGAUUGGCAGAAUCUCUCGCCCUUUGCAGGCACUUGGAGCAGCUGAUGCUUGGCUGCAAUGCCCUGGGGGAUGCCACAGCCCUGGGGCUGGCCCAGGGACUGCCUCGACACCUGAGAAUCCUGCACCUGCCAUCUAGCCGUCUGGGCCCAGAGGGGGGGCUGAGCCUGAGCCAGGCCUUGGAUGGAUGCCCAUAUGUGGAAGAGGUCAGCUUGGCAGAGAACAGUCUGGCCAGAGGGAUCCCACAAUUCUGUCAGGGGCUCCCACUGCUCAGGCGGAUAGACUUGGUUUCAUGUGAUAUUGACGACCACACUGCCAAGCCCCUCGCUGCCAGCCUGCUUCUCUGCCCGGCCCUGGAAGAAAUUCUGCUGUCCUGGAAUGUGCUCGGGGACGAGGCGGCUGCCGAGCUGGCCCGGGUCCUGCCGCAGAUGGGCCGGCUGAAGAGAAUGGACCUGGAGAAGAAUCGGAUCACAGCUUGUGGAGCCUGGCUCUUGGCUGAAGGGUUGGCGCAAGGGUCUGGCAUCCAAGUCAUUCGCCUCUGGAACAACCCCAUUCCCCCCGACACGGUGCAGCGUCUGCAGAGGCAGGAGCCCAGGCUGGACUUCGCUUUCUUUGACAAGCAGCCGAAAGCCCCUUGGGGUACUUGAUGGCCCCCU
Puma concolor (puma) is the source of this 5529-nucleotide messenger RNA. The record is from RefSeq and is a predicted model, not a curated record. NCBI's taxonomy places the organism in Eukaryota, Metazoa, Chordata, Mammalia, Carnivora, Felidae.